GAACAUAUGACUUAUCAAGUUUUCGAGGAUUAUUGCCAAAUAUUAUUUUUAGUUCAAUUGAGAUAAGUAUCCAUUCAACAGCAGAUUACGUAUUGAGUCAGUAGGUAGUUUUCAACCUCUUAACUAGGAAUUAUUCGAAAUUAUGAUUAAGUUACUUCUUUUAUCAACCGUACUCCUAGCACUUUGCCUCGGAAAAGUGGAGAAUGCAAAAAUCCUUUGCGUAUUAGGAUUUCCUGCCCACAGUCACUUUAUUAUGUUCCGGUCACUUCUGGAAGAAUUAUCCAGGAAAGGACAUGAAGUUGAUGUUGUUACUGCCCUACAGAAACCUAAUUCAACAAGGUUGAAUUUCAUCAAAAUUCCAAAUAUCCUUGAAGAAGCAGGUGAGGAGUUCAAUGUUCAAGAUGCCCGUAUGCUCUCAGUUCAUGAAAUGAUGGAAAUGAUCCUUGCAUCUCAUGACCGAAAUUUCAAUAUAUGUUCAAAUUUAUUCAGUACCAAAGAAAUGAGGAACUUCAAAGACACUGAUAAAAAAUACGAUCUUCUUAUCUUCGAAGUCUUCGCAUAUGAUUGUAUUUUUGGUUUUGCACAUAAAUACAAAGUGCCAGUUAUAGCAUUAACUUCCAGCGUUAAUUUGCCUUGGGGAGCUAAUAGAAUUGGAAAUCCUGAUAAUCCUUCCUACAUUCCCACAUAUUUUCGAGAUCUGCUUCCAGAAAUGACGUUAUACGAGAGAAUACUCAACACAUUCACACUGCUUCAUGCUAAGCUUCUACAUUACAAGUAUUUACAAAUACAAGAUGAGGAGGCGCGAAAAUUUUUUGGAGAAGAUAUGCCAUAUUUGGAAGAUAUAGUAUCGAAUACCAGUCUUUUCAUUGUCAAUAGUCACUUCAGUCUUGAUCAAGCCAGACCUAACGUCCCAAAUUUCGUUGAAGCUGCCGGACUUCAUAUAAACGAAGUUAAACCAUUAGAUAGUGAUUUACAAGAUAUACUCGGGGAUUCAAAAUUCAUAUAUUUCUCCAUUGGUACUGUAUUGAGUUCAGAUACAAUUCCUUUAGAAAAACUACAGAAUAUAUGCGAUGCCUUCGAUAUAUUAAACUACAAAGUGUUGUGGAAAACAGAUAGAAAAAAACUCCCCAAAGGAUUGAGAAUACCUUCAAAUGUAAACACUCAGGAAUGGGUACCUCAGCUAGAUAUUUUGUGCAAUCCAAACAUCUUGUUCUUUUUUACACACAGUGGAUUAUUAGGAACACAGGAAGCGAUUUAUUGUGGUGUACCAAUGUUGAGUAUACCUAUUUUUGCAGACCAACAUCUAAAUUCAAAGAAUAUGGUGUCUAAGGGAGUUGCACUGCAUGUUAUAAUGGAGGAAUUUACUCAGGAAGAAAUUAUCUUCAAAAUGAGGGACUUAAUAGAAAAUCCAAAAUAUAAAGAUAAUGCAAUGUCAUUAUCAAUCAUGUUCAAAGAUAGGCCCAACAAACCAUUAGACGAAGCUGUUUAUUGGAUUGAGUACGUUUUGAGGUACAAAGGGGCCCCUCAACUGAGGAGUAGAGCUGCUGAUAUGGCAUGGUAUCAGUAUUACUUAGUUGAUAUUACUUCAGUCGUUGUACUCAGUUUAUCAGUAUUUUCAUUUAUCAUUUAUAGACUAGUGAAAUUUUUUCUCGGAGUUCAUCUGAAUAUAAAAUUUGAACCAAAAUAUAAAAAUUUAUAAAUGCA
Messenger RNA from Harmonia axyridis, 1704 nucleotides. Its product is annotated as UDP-glycosyltransferase UGT5-like. The transcript is spliced from 7 exons. The record is from RefSeq and is a predicted model, not a curated record. Lineage: Eukaryota; Metazoa; Arthropoda; Insecta; Coleoptera; Coccinellidae. Gene Ontology annotation, molecular function: UDP-glycosyltransferase activity. The coding region runs from base 143 to 1699 and encodes 518 amino acids.